AUGUCAGAAGGUGAAGUAUGGUUAGAGGGCUCUUAUGGAAUUACUGCAGCCGCUACCCAUCCCGGAGAAAGUUUGGGAAGACAUGUCGAUGGGUUACCUGUCAACCGAGGUUAUGGAGCAAUCUUGGUGAUAGUGGAUCGAUUAAGCAAGAGUGCACACUUUAUUUCACUUCGUCAUCCUUUCACGGGAAAUAAGCUGAAGGGAAGUUCCUCAUACCAUCCCCAAACAGAUGGGCAAACGAAGGUCGUGAGCAAGACACUUGAAUAUUAUUUGAGGUGUUAUUGCCAUGAGGAGCAGACAAUGUGGAAGGAGUUUAUUUUUGGGGCGGAGUAUUGGGCCUACUUCACGAACAUCAAGAUAGGCAACCCACCCAAGUCUUUCGAACUUAAUGUUGAUACUGGAAGUGCCCUUACUUGGGUCCAAUGUGACGGACCUUGCUUGAGUUGCACUCUGCCUCCGGACCGUCUUUACACGCCACCGGAAGGUAGUGUCGUGCCAUGUGGGGAUCCAAUAUGCGCUCUUCUCCAAGGAGAUGAACCCAAUUGUGAAGAACCAACGGAUCGAUGCGACUAUGUUAUUCGUUACGGUGAUCGAAGUUCAACUCAUGGUUAUUUGGUCAAAGACCAAUUUCCACUGCAACUUGUAGAUGGCUCCGUCAUUGAAUCUCCUUUGGUUUUCGGGUGUGGAUAUAACCAGACGGGUGUUUUCAAAGGAGCUGGAAUCCUUGGUUUAAAUAGGGGUCGAGUUGGCUUCUUGUCACAAAUGCAUUUGCAGGGUGUAAUACAACCAGUGGUUGGCCAUUGCUUAAGUACUGGAAAAAGAGGUGGGUUUUUAUUCUUAGGAGAUGAUCUUGUACCACCUUCGGGAAUUUCCUGGACGCCAAUCACAAACACUCUCUCAGAGACAUACUCAUCAGGACCAGUGAAUCUCUUGUUUGAUAAAAGUACAACUCAAGUAACAGAUCUGCAAUUCAAUUUUGAUAGUGGUUCAACCUUUUCCUUCUUAAACAAAACUACCUACAAAACCACACUUUCUCAGAUGAAAGGAAGAGUAUGCUUGGGAAUUGCGGACGGUAGCAUAAUAGGACUAGAAAAUACGAAUGUGAUAGGAGCGGUUUCAAUGCAAGACAAGUUAGUGAUAUAUGAUAAUGUCAAUCAUCGUAUCGGAUGGACUUCCUGGAACUGUAGUGUGCGCCCUACUGACUAA
This is a messenger RNA of Tripterygium wilfordii, 1206 nucleotides long. RefSeq names its product aspartyl protease APCB1-like. Lineage: Eukaryota; Viridiplantae; Streptophyta; Magnoliopsida; Celastrales; Celastraceae. The transcript has 8 exons. The record is from RefSeq and is a predicted model, not a curated record. Gene Ontology annotation, molecular function: aspartic-type endopeptidase activity. Gene Ontology annotation, biological process: proteolysis. The coding region runs from base 1 to 1206 and encodes 401 amino acids.